Messenger RNA from Zea mays, 1332 nucleotides. RefSeq lists its product as uncharacterized. Gene Ontology annotation, cellular component: small-subunit processome. The transcript is spliced from 10 exons. Bases 487 to 1086 code for a protein of 199 amino acids. NCBI's taxonomy places the organism in Eukaryota, Viridiplantae, Streptophyta, Magnoliopsida, Poales, Poaceae. The record is from RefSeq and is marked provisional.
UAAACCCUAAUCACUGCCGCUCCGAGCGACCGCGCCUCCGCCCGCCGUCCGCCGCCCUAACACUGCCGACCUGUCGACUGCCGUCUGCUCAGCCGGCCAGCCACUAUCCGCCGAGCGCCCGACGGCCCGAGCAGGCGAGCAGCUCCGCAUCGCGCGACGUCCCAAGCAGGUGAGCAACCAGGGGCAGUAAAGGCGUUCGCGCGACGUCCAACAGUGCACCUGCGCGCGCGACGUCUCGCUGCUUUCUCCAACUCCUGUUCGGUAUCGCCGUUUCUCGCUUGGAGGUUGUCCUGUAGCGGGGACGACCGCCCAUUCCGGCGCCCGCUCUUCUGCUCCUCCUCGCCUUCCUGUUUCUGCUGCGGGGAGUUCUUCCGCCGCGAGCCGGGACACCGUCGCCGCCGGCCGCCCGCUGUCCGACGCGCAGAGCCUCGUGUCCAAGCGUGGCAAGUUCAAGCUCGGAUUCUUCCGUCCAGGGUUUGGCUCGAGAUGGGGAAGGCAAAGAGCAAGGGCCCUAAAUUCGCGGCGGUGAAGAAGAUUAUCACCAAGAAAACCAUCAAUAAAUACAAGGAGGAUGUGCUGAACCACAAGAAGAAGGACGUGGACAAGGAGAAACUCGGCCGGAAUGUGCCGCAGGUUUCGUCGGCGUUGUUCUUCAGCUACAACACAGCAUUGGGGCCGCCGUAUCGGGUGAUUGUGGAUACCAACUUCAUCAAUUUCUCGAUACAGAAUAAGCUGGAUUUGGAGAAGGGAAUGAUGGAUUGCCUUUAUGCAAAAUGUACCCCAUGUAUCACGGACUGUGUUAUGGCUGAGCUUGAAAAGCUGGGGCAGAAGUAUCGUGUGGCCUUGAGAAUUGCCAAGGACCCUAGGUUCCAAAGAUUAGCAUGCACACACAAGGGAACCUAUGCUGAUGACUGCAUUGUGGAGAGGGUCACUCAGCACAAAUGCUACAUAGUUGCUACUUGUGAUAGAGAUUUGAAAAGGAGGAUAAGAAAGGUUCCUGGUGUUCCAAUCAUGUACAUCACAAGACAUAGGUAUUCGAUAGAACGGCUCCCUGAGGCCACAAUUGGUGGAGCACCAAGAAUCUGAUCGGUGCAGACAUGAGAUGUUCUGGGAUGUAAUACUAUGGCGGUACUUGUCCAUCUGACCAAGUCACUAUUUCAUGUUUCAGUCCACGACAAGGACUAGGAUAAGAACGCUGCUUUCUAGGUUGAGCUUACUGUAACUACUAAGAAAUUUUUAUUAUGUACCAACCUUAUCAUUUCUACAAUGUUGCGGGAUGUCUGAAGUAAUUCUUUGUUAAAAGAUCGGGUAUCCUGCUCCCUUUUGCUUCUC